Monopterus albus (swamp eel) is the source of this 1883-nucleotide messenger RNA. RefSeq names its product CDC23 (cell division cycle 23, yeast, homolog) (gene cdc23). Gene Ontology annotation, molecular function: protein binding. The record is from RefSeq and is a predicted model, not a curated record. NCBI's taxonomy places the organism in Eukaryota, Metazoa, Chordata, Actinopteri, Synbranchiformes, Synbranchidae. Gene Ontology annotation, biological process: anaphase-promoting complex-dependent catabolic process; cell division; protein ubiquitination. The coding region runs from base 34 to 1761 and encodes 575 amino acids. Gene Ontology annotation, cellular component: anaphase-promoting complex. The transcript is spliced from 16 exons.
ACUUCCACCAAUAGCACGCUUUCUUGUUAAAAUAUGAAAAUGGCGGCUCUGUGCAGUGAAUUCGGGGACUUGGUACAAAUCAAGAAACAGCUAAUAUCAGCGAUAUCGCUUUGUAAAGACAGAGGACUUUUACACAGCACGAAGUGGGCUUCUGAGUUGGCUUUUGCAUUGGACCCUCUUCCCAAAGAUGAAUUACCACCAGCAGCUCCUUUUACUGAGGAAGAUGCACAAGACCUGGAUGCAUUUACACUGGCCAAAGCGUACUUUGACCUGAAAGAGUAUGACCGUGCUGCUUACUUUCUGAAAGGCUGCUGCAGUCAGAAGGCCUAUUUCCUAUAUAUGUAUUCUCGCUAUCUGUCAGGUGAGAAGAAGAAGGAUGAUGAGACAGUGGACAGCCUCGGUCCUCUGGAGAAGGGUCAAGUACGCAAUGAAGCCUUAAGAGAACUAAGAGUUGAGCUUAGUAAGAAGCACACUGCAGGCGAGUUGGAUGGCUUCACGCUGUAUCUGUAUGGAGUUGUGCUACGGAAACUGGAUUUACUCAAGGAGGCUGUGGAUGUGUUUGUCGAGGCAAUUCAUGCACUUCCUCUUCACUGGGGAGCCUGGCUGGAGCUUAGUAAUCUUGUCACCAACAUUGAAAUGCUGAAGUCACUGUCCCUGCCAGACUGCUGGAUUAAAGACUUCUUUAUGGCCCACAUGUACACAGAGCUGCAGAUGAUCAAAGAAGCGCUGCAGAAAUACCAGAACCUUAUUGAGGCUGGCUUUUCUAAGAGCACCUACAUCAUCUCACAGAUUGCUGUGGCCUAUCAUAACAUUAGAGAUAUUGAUCAAGCUUUGGCUCUGUUCAAUGAGUUGAGGGAUCAGGAUCCAUAUCGCAUCGAUAACAUGGACACGUUCUCCAACCUGCUCUAUGUUAAGAGCAUGAAGCCAGAGCUGAGUUAUUUGGCCCACAACCUUGUGGAGAUCGACAAGUACAGAGUGGAGACGUGUUGUGUUAUUGGGAACUAUUACAGCUUACGCUCUCAGCAUGAGAAGGCAGCCCUGUACUUCCAGCGGGCCCUAAAACUAAACCCUCGCUGCCUCGGUGCCUGGACCCUCAUGGGCCAUGAAUACAUGGAGAUGAAGAACACGUCCGCUGCCAUCCAAGCCUACAGGCAUGCCAUAGAAGUGAACAAGCGGGACUACCGUGCCUGGUAUGGCUUAGGUCAGACAUAUGAAAUCCUCAAGAUGCCCUUUUACUGUUUAUACUAUUAUCGAAAGGCUCACCAGCUCAGGCCUAAUGACUCGCGUAUGUUGGUUGCACUGGGAGAAAGCUAUGAAAAAUUGUCACAGCAGGUGGAAGCAAAGAAGUGUUACUGGAGGGCAUACUCUGUUGGAGAUGUAGAAAAAAUGGCCUUACUCAAACUGGCAAAGCUCCAUGAACAGCUAAAUGAGUCUGAUGAUGCUGCUCAGUGUUACAUGCUUUACAUCCAAGACAUCUUCUCUUGCGGGGAACAGCUGGAGCACGCCGAGGUGAGCACAGCCCUGCGGUACCUGGGUCAGUACUACUUCAAGAACAAGCUCUAUGAUGAGGCAUCCCUCUGUGCACAGCGCUGCUGCGACUACAACGAUGCCCGUGAGGAAGGAAAGGCUCUCCUGAGGCAGAUCUCUCAGGUUAGGGAUCAGAGUGAGACGCCAUCUGCAGACCUGUUCGCUCCACUCUCAAACAACAACACUCCAGUCAGGCGGGUGUCUCCUGUAAACCUCAUCUCCUUUACGCCCUGAUACCUACGCUCCCGUUCACAGGCUUUAAGAUGGACAGUUUAUGUAUCCUGUAAUUUGUUGGAAGCAUGUUUUGAGAAUGCAGACAGUUUAAGCAUUAAAAAUGCAUUUGUUUGUAAAACUUC